GCGCGUGUUAGAUCAUCGUGAUCGACGUGCAUUUUCACCACCAUGGAGACGGUCACCUCCUCGUGGACCACGUCUUCCUGGUCCUGAAAGAAGAGAUGUAAUGCCCUUCACGGCACGUCGGUCUCCACCACCCAAUGCUAAAUUGGAUAUGACUUCGGAAGAGAGAGAUCAACGUACAGUUUUCAUCCUUCAAAUUGCUCGCCAGACAAGGCCGCGUGAUCUCGAAGAAUUUUUCUCAAGUGUGGGCCAUGUUCGAGAUGUUAGAAUUAUUACUGAUUCAAAAACUCGGCGCUCAAAGGGCAUUUGUUAUGUUGAAUUCUGGGAAAUCGAAAGCGUAAAUUUGGCUCUCGGUUUAAAUGGACAAAAGUUACUAGGCGCUCCCUUAGUGAUACAGCCAACUUUGGCUGAAAGAAAUCGUGCAGCGAAUACUACAGUUGGUAGCACUCUUGGUUUCGGCCCCACAGCUACAUCAGGUCCUUUGAAACUGUAUGUUGGACAAUUGCAUACUAGUAUCACAGAAGACAUGCUAACUCGUAUAUUUGAUCCUUUUGGCAAGAAUCUCGAAAUCGCCACAGAUUUAAGUGGAAUAUCAAAAGGAUACGCAUACGUCACCUUUCGUCAUGGAGAUGAUGCUAAACGUGCAAUGGAACAAAUGAACGGUUUCGAAUUAGCUGGACGAGCUAUGAAGGUAUUUUUUUGCAUUUUAAUAAUUUCAUAUUAUUUUUUUCUAUUGAAUUAUGAACCUCCUCCCCAAAUUCCCCAGCGAACUCUUGACACUGAUGAUGCUGACAGAAGAGGGAUAGAUCUUGGAACUAACGGUCGACUUCAUCUUAUGGCUAAACUGGCUAAAGGUACUGGUUUGGAAUUACCUGAAAGCGCAAAGCAGAUGUUAAAUCAGAGUCAGCAGAGUCACGACAUCGUUGGUCAAAAUAUUCCUUCUAUUGCCACACAAUGCUUUAUGUUGUCAAACAUGUUUGAUCCUUCUCAAGAGACUGGGGAAAAUUGGGCUGAUGAAGUAAGAGAUGAUGUUAUUGAUGAAUGCGCCAAAAAUGGAGGUGUUCUUCACAUAUUUGUUGAUAAAGCUUCUCCAGCAGGCAAUGUUUAUGUCAAAUGUCCAUCCAUUGUGGCCUCAUAUAAAUCUGUAAAUGCACUGCAUGGACGGUGGUUUUCAGGUAAAGUUAUCACCGCGAAUUAUGUACCCUUGGCAAGUUACUCACAGUUGUUUCCUGAUUCAUUAUUAGCCAAAGAACCAAUAUUAUCAGCAGGAAGGGCAAAUAUCUCUUGA
Dracunculus medinensis (Guinea worm) is the source of this 1285-nucleotide messenger RNA. The record is from the annotation of a GenBank genome assembly. Lineage: Eukaryota; Metazoa; Nematoda; Chromadorea; Rhabditida; Dracunculidae.